Messenger RNA from Gossypium raimondii (Peruvian cotton), 1318 nucleotides. RefSeq names its product peroxidase 3. The record is from RefSeq and is a predicted model, not a curated record. Gene Ontology annotation, biological process: response to oxidative stress; hydrogen peroxide catabolic process. Gene Ontology annotation, molecular function: heme binding; peroxidase activity. NCBI's taxonomy places the organism in Eukaryota, Viridiplantae, Streptophyta, Magnoliopsida, Malvales, Malvaceae. Bases 76 to 1062 code for a protein of 328 amino acids. Gene Ontology annotation, cellular component: plasmodesma; plant-type cell wall. The transcript is spliced from 4 exons.
CCAAAUCACAACAACAUCAAACAUUGCUGUCUUAAAAGAGAUCUGAAACAGGAGCUAGUUCAAAGUCUGUCGAAGAUGGCAGGAACAAGCUCUGCGAGGAUUGUUUUAGUUGUUGUGUUUGGUGUUUUAGCAUUGAUUGGGUCCGCACAGGCUCAACUGCAGAUGAACUUUUAUGCCAGCAGCUGUCCUAAAGCCGAGCAGAUUGUGCUGGACUAUGUUAAACAGCACAUCCCUAAUGCCCCAUCCCUCGCUGCUUCUUUCUUAAGAAUGCACUUCCAUGAUUGCAUUGUCAGGGGCUGUGAUGCAUCAGUGCUUCUAAACUCCACAUCUGGCCAAGCAGAGAAGAAUGCAGUCCCAAAUCUAACACUGAGGGGCUUUGAUUUCAUUGAAAGAGUGAAGAGCCUCCUCGAAGCCGAAUGCCCUGGAGUUGUCUCUUGUGCCGAUAUCCUCACUUUGGUUGCCAGAGACUCUGUAGUAACCACUGGAGGUCCAUUUUGGAAUGUUCCAACAGGAAGAAGAGACGGUGUGAUAUCCAAUAUCACCGAAGCAAAUACCAACAUUCCAAGCCCUUUCCACAACUUCACUACUCUCCUUACUCUUUUCAGUAACCAAGGACUUAACUUGACCGACUUAGUUCUCCUAUCUGGUGGUCACACCAUCGGCAUAUCCCAUUGCCCGGCUGUUUCGCGCCGACUGUACAAUUCCACCGGCCCCGGCGGAAUCGACCCAACCAUGGACAGCGAGUACGCUGAAAACCUCAAGGCCAACAAGUGUAAAACCGCGAGCGAUAACACCACAAUACUUGAGAUGGACCCUGGGAGUCGGAAAACCUUCGAUCUUAGCUACUACUCACUCUUGCUCAAAAGAAGGGGUCUUUUCCAAUCCGAUGCUGCUUUAACCACUGAUUCAACCAGCUUGGCUUUCAUCAACCAGCUCCUUACCAGUCCCCCACAGUUCUUCUUUGAUGAGUUUGCCAAAGCCAUGGAGAAAAUGGGUCGGGUUAAUGUUAAGACUGGAUCCGAAGGCCAGAUCCGGAAGCAAUGUGCCCUUGUCAACAACUAAAAUAGAAAGGGUUUUUUUUGUUCUUUUCUUUGUUUCCUUAUUUUUGUUGUUGAGAUUUUUUUUAUUUAUAGUGUCGGGGUUAAGGGAAUAAAACAGGUGAAGACAACUACUUGGAGAUGGGACUCUUUCGGUUUGUUCAUGUAGUUUUCGGUGUGAUGUCGUGCGCAAUCCAGCUCACUGUUUUUUUUGUUCUUUCUGACCUUUAUGUAUUAAGUUGGACUUGUGAAUAAUAAAGGGUAAACUGUAUUUUUUGUCA